This is a messenger RNA of Grosmannia clavigera kw1407, 897 nucleotides long. RefSeq names its product methyltransferase. The coding region runs from base 1 to 897 and encodes 298 amino acids. The transcript has 2 exons. Gene Ontology annotation, molecular function: oxidoreductase activity. Lineage: Eukaryota; Fungi; Ascomycota; Sordariomycetes; Ophiostomatales; Ophiostomataceae. The record is from RefSeq and is a predicted model, not a curated record.
AUGGCCGUCGACGCCACUUCCCUCCAGCAGCCGGCAGUGGCACCGGCCCGCGGCCAGGACAGCGUGCAGGGCCGGAUGCACUUUUUGGCGCGCGACCGUCGAUACGAGACGGAGAAGCCGUUUACGCUGCGGUAUGCCCCGGCGCCCGAAGAUGGGAUCCCGCAGACCAACAUUGAGCGGGUCGAGCAGCCGGUUGAGUUCCGUGACCUGCGCGGUCGUACAGACCUGCGCUACGAUGACUGCGGCUUUGCCGUGGUGCCGCUGUGCACGAGCAUGGCCUACGACGACUACGCGCAGCCGGAGCGCAUCGAGGGCGUGCACGCACCGCAGGUACUGGCGGCGGUACGACAGGCGCUGGCGGCGGCGUCGGCCGAGCUGAUCGACUAUGUGGUGCGGCGGCGACACGCGGCCUGGCCAGUGUCGACGGGACGACCGUACGGAACGCAGCAGCCGGCAUCGCGGGCACACAUUGACCACACGUACGAGGGCGGUGUGGCGGUGAUCCGCGAGGCGCACGGCGUGGAUGCGGAAGCUGUGUUGGCCCGGAGGUGGCAGCUCGUAAAUGCUUGGCAUCCUCUGCGUGGCCCUCUCGUGGACUGGCCGCUGGCCGUGUGCGAUGCUAGGACGGUCGACUUUGCUCGCGAUACCAUGGCCGGCGACGUGGUGGAUCGACACCAGGUGUUUGAGAACACGCAGGUGCACCACAAUGCCGGUCAGCAGUGGUACUACCUGUCCGGCCAGAUGCCCGACGAGCUGAUCGUCUUCAAGAACGCCGACAGCGCCGAGCCGGCCGGAGCCACACCUGGUGUCCCUCAUGCGUCGUUUGAUAACCCUCGCCGCACACAGACCGACUUCCGGCGGGAAAGCAUCGAGAUGCGCAUCCUGGUGGUGUGGUAG